Scaptodrosophila lebanonensis is the source of this 1493-nucleotide messenger RNA. RefSeq names its product tyrosine--tRNA ligase, mitochondrial (gene TyrRS-m). Gene Ontology annotation, cellular component: cytosol; mitochondrion. Gene Ontology annotation, molecular function: RNA binding; ATP binding; tyrosine-tRNA ligase activity. Bases 73 to 1467 code for a protein of 464 amino acids. Gene Ontology annotation, biological process: tyrosyl-tRNA aminoacylation. NCBI's taxonomy places the organism in Eukaryota, Metazoa, Arthropoda, Insecta, Diptera, Drosophilidae. The record is from RefSeq and is a predicted model, not a curated record. The transcript has 5 exons.
GGUUUCUGUCGGCUUUGUUGGCUCAGAAGCAAUUUUUAUUUAAUGUGAUACUUUGACUGCCUGCCUUGCAUAAUGUUUCACUUAAAGUUGCGGCUGUUGCGUUCGCAGCGCAACAGUUAUGCAGCCGCAAAGCGUUAUUUCACGCACAAAAACUUGUUGGGACUCUCGGAACGUGGGUUCUUUCAAAAUAUCUUUCCAGACACUGCAGGGUCAAGAAUGGAGACACUCUUUACCAGCGGUCCGCAGAGCAUUUACGCAGGCUUCGACCCCACUGCUGACAGUUUGCACGUAGGGAACUUACUUGUUAUUAUGGGCUUACUUCACUGCCAGAGGGCUGGCCACAAUCCUAUAGCAUUAGUUGGAGGCGCGACCGGUCUAAUUGGUGAUCCCAGUGGACGAAAAACGGAGCGUAAUCAGCUUGGCGAAUCGACUAUUGAAACGAAUCAGAGAGCGAUUGAGGAACAGCUUCGCAAAGUAUUUAAAAAUCACUUAGAUUGCUUAUGGGACACGGGGAAGAACACACGAGCACUGCCGCCUUUGACCAUUGUUAACAAUGCCGAUUGGUACUCCAAUAUUAAUCUGAUAGAUUUCAUUGGUAAUUUGGGCCGACAUUUCCGAAUGGGUUCCAUGCUUUCGCGAUCCUCUGUACAAUCUCGGCUUGAAUCGGAGGAUGGCAUGAGCUUCACAGAGUUCACGUACCAAAUCUUUCAGGCUUACGAUUGGCUUCAUCUUCUGCGCACACACCACUGUUGCUUUCAAAUGGGUGGCUCCGAUCAAAUGGGCAACUUAAUGACUGGCCAUGAGCUUAUUAGCCGUGUCGAGCCGAAACGUGAGGUAUUCGGCAUGACGCUGCCCAUCGUCACGAAUGAAGAGGGUGACAAAUUUGGUAAAUCGGCAGGAAACGCAGUGUGGUUAGACGAAAAUAAGACUUCACCAUUUGCAUUAUAUCAGUUCUUCAUGCGUAUGCCUGAUUCGGAAGUAGAGAAGCUUAUAAAGUUGUUUACCUUCAUUCCCAUGCCGGAGGUGGAACAAUUGAUGCGAGAGCACGCAAAGGAACCAGAAAAACGAAAGGCCCAAACACUGUUGGCCGAGGAUGUGACACUACUGGUACAUGGCGAACGCGGUUUAGCGCAAGCGGAACGCGUAACCAAUGCCUUAUACAAGGGUAACGUGGACGGUUUGGCUGAGCUGAACUAUGACGAAAUCAAACAGACGUUCCAGGGCGCCACAGUGGUGGAAAUGUUAACAGAACCUGGCAUGUCCAUUUUGCAAUUGGCAAUGAAGGCCAAGUGCUUUCCCACAGAAAAUGACGCCGUUCGAAUAAUAAACGCUGGGGGAUUCUAUGUGAACCAGAAGCGCGUCCAGAACAUAGCUGAAGUUAUUACGACCGGCAUACACGUUUUACGAAAUGGUGUUUCCCUUUUACGUGUAGGGAAACGUAAUUUCUACAUCGUACGCUGGCUUUAGCUGGCUUUUAAUCAAUUAAAAAUAAA